AUGGCCUCAGCGCUUGCUCCAGGCGAACGAGGCCCGGCGCCCCUUCUUGCCGGGCAUCUUGGACAUCUUCUGGCGCGUGUCCUCGAGGAGGCAGAAGCCAGCCUGCUGGGGGCAUCGUGGCAGCCCGCGUUGGCCUGGAAGAGCGCCCUGGCCACCGCCAGCCGCGCGGCCCCCGCCUGGCCGCUCGGGCCCCCGCCCGCCACCUCCACGAACACGUCGAACACGCCCGCGGUGCCCGUGAGCUUGAAGGGCUGGCAGACGUCGAAGCGGUGGUACAGCACGGGCGCGGGCGUACAUGUCCGACUCGCCGUUCACCUUGAAGACCCCCGUGCCGCGGACCAGGACCGCGUGCGCGGCGGCACGCUUGCGCGUGCCGUGGCCCUCGGCGCGCGACAGCCACUCCUGCCCGCCGUGCCAGAAGGUGGGGGGCAUGCCAGGGUGGAAGUGCCGCUGGAUGGUCUCUCGCCGCCCACGUCCUGGAUGAUGCGGGCGGCCUCCGAGGGCCCGCCGGCCUCCGGCGCCUCCGCCUCCGCCGCCGGUCCUGGGGCGCGUCCUCAUCCGGCGCAUCGCGCCGGACCUCCGGCAGCAGCUCGAAGAAGUUCUCCAGCAGGAAGGGCCGGUCGCGGGGCGAGAACGGCGGCGACCUCACGAUCUGGAGCUGACCUCCCGUGUGGUCCAGUAGCCGGCCUCCUUGGCGAGGUACAGCGCCUCGUCCAGGGAGAGUUUCAGGCCGGCCUCCUGGUCCGGGAAUCGUAUACGGCCUCGGACUGCCGGCCUCGCGGCCGCCGGGCCGCCCGGGACGCCCGCCGCGGCGCCCGCCGCACGCCGCAGCGC
Messenger RNA from Prorocentrum cordatum, 834 nucleotides. Lineage: Eukaryota; Dinophyceae; Prorocentrales; Prorocentraceae. The record is from the annotation of a GenBank genome assembly.